Rubroshorea leprosula is the source of this 2042-nucleotide messenger RNA. The record is from the annotation of a GenBank genome assembly. Lineage: Eukaryota; Viridiplantae; Streptophyta; Magnoliopsida; Malvales; Dipterocarpaceae.
GCUUGGCGAGGAGAUGGUGGACGAGCACUCACUCCUUUAUUUUGGCUUUCAGGGAGGUCACUGUGACAUUGGAGGAUGUGAUGAACAUGAUGUUCUUAACCAUCAUUGGGGAAAAGGACCCAUGCUACAUAAUGUUAACGUCAGAUGAGCACUCCACUAAAAUUGCUUUGAGGAGGCUGAUGAGGAAGAACAUGAUCGCUUCUUCUCGAUCAUGGAGAGGUGAUUAUAGCAUUGACUUUCCAAUGUGGAUGCUGUAUUUUUGGAUUAGCGAAGGUAAGGAUAGCUUGUACGUGUGUGUAGCCUUCCUUACAACUUGGCUAAGCAAUUUCAUUUUCAAAGGUUUCCUGAACCAUGAAAUCAUGGCUAAGUGUAUCUUGUUGGCCAUCCGCUUGGCUAAAGGUGUAAAGCUCCCUUUGGCGUCAGUGAUGCUAGGUUUGCUCUAUCACAUGCUUGAGCUGCUUCAUGCUGAUGAAAUUCUUGGUCUUGUAUACUAUAUUAUUGAGACAUAUGCAUGCUUGUUUUUGCUGCAAAUGUUUGUGUGGGAGAGAUUCUAUCCAUAUUAUCUUGGUCGUGUCACUAGCGGUAAGGUUUUGAAAGAAUAUCCGAUGGCGAAGUAUGGUUACAGUAGUGGAACAACUCCAUUGGCCUACUCUUGGAUUGGGAAGUGGAAGGUAAAGGGCCAAGUGGUUCUAGAAAUUGAUGGCUUUCUCAAUGAUCAUGGUAGCUCUUGGACAGCUUCCAAGGAUGGCUUCAACCUUAUCCCUGUUCUUGACGGUGAAGAUGCUUCAUCCAAGUCAGAAGAAGCCAAGGAGGUAGAAGCUCUGAAGGUGAAUAUGGAGGAGGCUUUAGCGAAUCUUGUAGUUCAUCAAAAAAUCUUAGCUAAAGAGAUAGGUGAGCCUCCACUUCUUGACUAUAUACUUAGCCUUGUCAAUUCCAUCAUUAAUUGGAGUGAUUAUGCGUCUUUCGCAGCUGAAUUGGCGAAGAAGGCUAAGGCUAGCUCUGUUCCUCCCUCAAAACGAGGUGUGAAGGUUUCCUAUGGUACUCCUAAUGUGGUGAAGAGACCUGAGGUAGCCAAAGCUCAUCCAAAAGUGACCAUAUUGAAGGCAUGCUCGAUUAGUAAGCUUCCUCCAUUUAGCACUGGGAAGGCCAAAGUUGGGGCUGUUGCUAGUGAAGGGAAGAGAAAAGCAACUGUCGAAGAGAUUAGCUUUGAUUCCAAUGAGAACAGUAAAAGCAAAUCUAACAACAGUGACACGUCAUCCAUAAGCAAGAAUGGUUUGGAGCAAAGAAACGAGGAUAAGGGUCCCCAUGAUAGCAUUGAUAUAAACAAGGCUGCAUCAAAUGAGCUUGAAUUAGAUGUGGGAGACGCUAUGAAAAAGCCUGUCUCUAGUGGGAACUUAAAUGAGAUGGACAAGGAUAGGGAGAUGUCCUUGACUCGAUUUGGCUUGGUGCCCACUAGAGAUGCUUGGUCAGUGGGCAAGGUUAAGGUAACUCCCUUUGUCAAAAUGAAUGAAGACUCCUACUUAUGCAAGGAUGUCAUUGAUGAUGCUGAGAAUAUAAACUUCGAAGUUGGCACUAUUCGAGCACAUCUAUUAGACUUGGCAAAGGCAUUCCUUGACAAGGGCGAGUUUGGCAUGGUUGGGGGUGACAUGGCCCAUAACUUGGAUAGAGGGAUUGAGGAACAGGCAAAGCACGUUAAAGAGAUGGAGAAGUCCCUGGCCGAGAUGAAGGAGUUCGUCCUUAAAUCGGAGGAGAGGCUGAAAUCGACCAAGGUGUACUUGGAAUCGCUCAACCAAGACAAAGAGCUUCUAGGUUCUUGGGAGAUCGUUCAGCUCUGCCAUGCUUGCAUCAAGAUUGCUAAGACCUGUGGUGAUGAGCCUGGUUGUUUUUGGCCAUGAGUAGCUAUUUGUACUACCUUCUUUUCGCCUCCUAUUUUGUUUUCUCUAAUAUGUAUUGAUUGUUGGUGAUAUUGCCAUGAUGUAACCAUCUGAUUGUGCUUGCCUUGGGUUGAACAUCUUAUUAUCCAGUAAAGUCUAGACCUCAGU